Messenger RNA from Anthonomus grandis grandis, 801 nucleotides. RefSeq lists its product as uncharacterized. The coding region runs from base 1 to 801 and encodes 266 amino acids. The transcript is spliced from 4 exons. Gene Ontology annotation, molecular function: nucleic acid binding. NCBI's taxonomy places the organism in Eukaryota, Metazoa, Arthropoda, Insecta, Coleoptera, Curculionidae. The record is from RefSeq and is a predicted model, not a curated record.
AUGCAACCGACAACGUCGCGCUCGAUGCCCUCCUGCCCGCACAGACGAGGAUUUUGUUCCAACGGGCGAAAUCCGGAUGAAUCUGGUUAUGGAGCGGCCGGUCGUUUAGUUAUUGUUCAUGCGGGUUGUCAGAAUGGCUUUUUUCCCAAUGCCAGUUUGAUAUUCAAAGCUGGUCAAGCAACUGGGGAUUAUCACGGACAAAUGAAUCGCGAAAGUUUUAUGAAAUGGCUGGAGGAAAAAUUAAUUCCCAAUAUUCCGGCUAAUUCAGUGGUCAUCUUUGAUAAUGCACCAUAUCAUUCCGUGCAAGAGAAUAAAGUGCCGACCAAAUCAAGCACCAAGAAAACUAUGAUCGAUUGGUUGACGGCAAAUGGAAUAUCUCACAACCCAGCUGAACGCAAAUGGGAGUUGUUCCAGUUGAUUCAACAACAUAAACCACCUGAGGAUGAAAAAAACUACGUAGUAGAUAGAGUAUUACGUUCAUAUGGACAUACUCCGUUGCGUACACCACCUUAUAUGUGCGAUCUCAACCCAAUCGAACUGAUAUGGGCCCAGUUGAAACAUUUUGUUCGUAGUCGCAAUACUACUGGAGACAUAUCCAUUAGAAAUUUAAUAGAACAAGUACAACUGGGCAUUGCUUCUAUCACACCUGCACGUUGGGCUGAAUGCUGUAAACAUGUAGUAAAUAUUGAAAAAAAAUACUACGAAACUGAUCAAUACAUGGAAGAGCUUGGCGAGGAAGAUAGCAGUGAAGAUGAAUCCGAUAAAAGCGAUGCCGAAGAAAAUACCAGUGACGAGGACUAA